AUGCUGCGACUCGGCUCGCCGCUGUCCACGUCAGUCAGUAGCCUGCGCAGCUCGUCCCCGUUGCGGCGAUCCUCUGUGCCGGGAUCGCCGAGUGUACUCUCCAAGGCCAAGAGCUCGGGCGGUAAAGGCCGGCGGCGGUUCACGUGCUGGCGAUGCGUGGCGGCGGGGAUGCUGGGGCUCGUCGCGCUGCUGGCCGCGGAGCAGUUUAGCAGUCGCAGCCUGUUCCUCGACUUUAGUACGCUCGACAAACUCGCCGAGAAGUCGUUGCAGGGCGCGGAAGGCGGCGGAGCGGAAGGAGACCCCCGUCUGCUGGAGGGGCGGGGAUCGGGCGGAGCCUUGCGGAUGCGCCUACAGGAGCAGCGAGGCGGAUGGGGCAAUGGGGGGAUGGGCAUAGGCGGAUUUGCCGGGGGAGGGAUGCAGGGAGGAUUCGGAGGGGUACAGAGUGGUGGAGAUUGGAAAGCGCGGAUGGCAACGCAGCAGCAGGGAGGGAUGAACUCGCAGGGAGGUCUAAUGGGGGGAGCACAAGAUGCGAGGUGGCAGGAUGGACGGCAAGCGCAGGGGCGGAUGCGCGCCGAUGGGCAGGGCUUCGAGCAGGACAGACAGCAGCAGGAGCAACAGCAGCAGGUGCUGCCGCAGCAGGAGAUGCAGAUGCAGGUGCCGCUUCAGCAGCAGCAACAGCUGCAGCAGCAGCGAGGAGGGGAGGAGGCGGCGGGCGAGGAGGGGGCGGUGGAGGAGAAUUGCGACGAGUGCAGGGCGGAGGUCACCAGACUGCUGGGCCUCUAUGGACCAUAUUCACAGCGCAGGGCACAGAUGUACGGCGCCCGCCGUCGCCUGCUCGCUCUGCCGCACGCCCUUACCGCUUGCCUUCCUCCACACAUCAUCGCCAACCUCUCCCUCCUCCUGACCGCCUCGCAACCCCUAAAAUCACCCAAUGGCCCUUCGUUGGAGGCACCUGGUCAGGAUGAGUCAGCAGACCGUGAUGGUGAUGUGCCAGCGAGCAGGGGCAGACGUGGUGAGCACGGUCACUUGAGAACGGCACAAGGGACGGACGCGAGGAGACUGGAAAGCCGUUGGAGGAUUAGAGACAUGGAGGAGGGUGGGAGCAGGGAGAGUGGCGCAGUGGUAGCACUGGGUGCAGAUGGGCAUGAAAGGGAUUCGUGGAGUGCAGGGGGGGAGCUGACGGCGAGAGAGAGGAGAGAGGAUGAAUCUUCGUUAGGAUUGGGCGGAACAAGAUUGUUGGGGCGGAUGGUUGGGGAAGAGGAAGGGGAAGACGCGGAUUGGAUGGAGGAAGGGGCAGAUGGUGGGCGCGGGGAUGGGGAGGGCGCAGGGAUGGCAGGGGGAGGGCGGCGAUUACUGAAGGCGUCCCCAGUGGAUGUGCUACAGGCGAAGCUGGUGACGGUGCAGAGCGACAUUGAUGACCUCAAGGCCAAGAUCGACAGCGUCAAGGCGAGUUUGGAGGAGCAGGCGCAGGCAAUGCAGAGAGUGAAGGACUUUCUUUACGACCAGGGCGACUGGGCUCCCAAGCUGCUCACUGAAAAGGCGCACAACCGUACUGUGAGCAUGUUGGAGCAGCAGUGCGUGCUGGCGCUCAAGGACAAGGCGGGCAACGCUGUCAAGCAGGCCAACAUGCCGCCACAACGCCCCACCUCCUGGAAGGGCUACUACUGUCAGGCGAGUCCAGCGGAGCUGGCCAAGUACCACAAGUACCGGCCGCACAGGCAGUGUCCGGACGACUGGUUCUUUGUGCAGGACCUGCUCUACGCCAAGGACUGCUUCCACCUCCCCAUCCGCAACUGCUUUGCCCGCGCUCCCACCAACCCCUCCGAGCCGCUGCCAUUCCCACAAUCGCUGUUUGACCAGCGCGCGCUCAAGGACGAGAACGUGCGGUGGGGCAGCCACCACUGCAAGUCCUUUGCGUGCCUCAACGCGCGUGCGCUGGGCGACUGUCGCAACUGCUUCAACCUCACGCUCGAGAGCUACCGCUGGCAGCGCGCCUACCGCGGCUCACAAACCAUGGCUGACGUCAUCAAGCUCAAACGAGGGGCGCUCAGGCUGGGUCUGGAUGCGGGUGGAGGAACGGGCAGCUUUGCAGCGCACAUGGCGCGGUACAAUGUGACAGUGCUGACCACGGCCAUGAACAGCGAGACAGUGAACGGCAACUAUGGCGGGCUGCCCUACAUGGAGACCAUUGCGCUCAGAGGUCUCAUCCCCCUCUUCGUGCCCCACAAGGCGCGGUUGCCGUUCUACGACAACACGUUGGACAUCAUUCACAGUGUGAACAGCGUCAAGUACCUGCCCAUCCUUGACUUCGAAGAGCUUGUCUUCGAGUGGGACCGCGUCCUGCGACCAGGUGGCAUAGUGUGGUUUGAGAUGUUCUACGCGCCGGUGGACGAGAUGCCCCUGUACGUGGCCGUCAUUGACCUGCUGCGGUACCGCCGCCUCAAGUGGGGCUUCUCCCCCAAGCCAGAGUCCGGCGAGCGCAAGGGCUUCCACCUCUACCUCAACGCCGUCAUUGAGAAACCCGCCCGCCCUGACCCGGGGAGUGCUGCUGCUCGUACUGCUGCUGGGACUGCUGGUGGUGGCGUAACUGCUGCUGCUGCUGCUGCUGCCGCUGGUGCAGCGAAGAAGGCUGCGGUUGCAAGCAGAAGAGGUGCUCAGGGAGGGAAAAGUGUUGCAACAACUGACAGAAGAAAGGGAGCGAGUAUUGGAGUCGUUGCCAAGGGAGGAAAUAAAGGGCCUGUGGUGGAGAAAGGGAGAGGGGGCAAGGGAGUCCCUGCUGUCCCAGCUGCAGCAGGUGGGAAAGGCAGGACCGGAGGUGCGCAGGGGAAGAAAGGCGGUGCCCCUGCCACUGCAGACGCGAUAGUAACUGACGCCGUCAUGUCGCGAUCAGGCCGCAAGUCCCUCUGGCACCUCUUCCGGGCGGCGCUCUUUCCGCCCAAGGGCCGUCCGCGCAAGGCUUCUCGUCUGCCGGACCGCCCCUCGUCCCCGCAUGCAAGCGACAGCAGUGUUACUAGGGCUUCUCCUUCGCACCGCGCCGCAGCGGGAGGCGCAGGGUGCGGCGCGGGAGAGGAUGGGGGCGGCGCGGCGGGCAACAUGGCGGCGGAGGUGCAGCUGGCGGUGGGCGGCAUGGCGUGCGCGGCGUGCGCGGCGUCCAUCGAGAAGGCGCUGAUGCGCGUUGACGGCGUGUCGCGGGCCGUGGUGUCCGUUGUUAACGGGCGCGCGCGAGUGACGUUCAACAACAUGAAGACUAACGCGGACGACAUCGCGGCAGCGGUGGAGGAUGCGGGGUUUGAGGUCACCGCCAUGGACGAUCCGCUCUCCGCUGCCGCCGCCCUUCACCCCGUGGGGGGGGCGCGCCCCUGCCGCCUGCGCAUCCCCGACCUGCUGCUCGUCAGCUCCGCCGGCUCGCUGGAGGAAAUGUUACAGGGCCAUGCGGGCGUGUUAUCCGCGAUCGUCUCUCUCUCUACGGCCGAGGCGCACGUCGUCCUCGAUUCCACCGCGCUCUCCCCCGCCGAUCUCCUCGCCGCCGUGCACCACGCGGGCUUCCCCUCCGCGCAUCUCAUCGACGACUCCGCCGCUUCCGCCGACGCGCCCCAGGCGCACACUCUUCGCUACCGCCUCCACGGCCUCGCCGCCGCCGCUGCCUCCGCACUGCCCGUGCGAUCCCCCGCGGGCGGGAACGGAUCCCCGCGCGGAAGCGCAACUGGUUCCGCGCGCGCGGCACCGCUUCCGCUGCCCGCGCGCAUAGAGGCGGUGCUGUGCGCGCUGCCGGGAGUGUCGGCCGCGGCAGUGCACGCGGAGAGCGAGACGGCCGCAGUGACGUUCGACCCCGACCGCACGGGCGCGCGCGACAUUCUCGAGGCGCUGCAGGCGGAAGUGGCGGGGGUGGGCGGGGUGGCGAAGGUGGAGCUGGCGGAGAGCGAGGGAGGCGGGGUAGGAGGGAGCGCGGGCGCGAAGGAGCGGGAGCAGGAGGUGCGGAAGUUGUGGCGGCAGUUCGUGUGGAGCCUGGUGUUCACGGUGCCCGUGUUCCUGCUCGCCAUGGUGCUCAACCACAUCCCGCCCUUCGACGCCUGGCUCAUGACUCCCGUCAUCAACUCGCUGCCCAUCGGCAUGCUGCUGCGCGGGCUGCUCACAGCACCAGUGCAGUUCGUGGUGGGGUGGCGCUUCUACACGGGCGCAUUCUAUGCUCUAAGGCGGCGAGCGGCGAACAUGGACGUGCUGGUGGCCAUGGGCACCAACGCUGCCUUCUUCUACUCCUCCUUCGCCCUCAUCGCCUCCGCCGCCACGCCCCUCCCCUCCCCCUCCCCCUCCCCCGCCGGCUCCGCCGGGGCGCCUCCCAGCGCCGCCACCGCCGCCGCCACUAGUGGCGGUGGUGCGGUAGCGCAUGUGGCGCGCAUGAUUAUGGAGGGCAUGGAGGGGGGCGGGGAGGCGUCUGCAUCCGCGUCCGUGUCGGCAUACGCGGGGGUGGAUUUCUUUGAGACGAGCGCGAUGCUGAUCUCGUUCAUCGUGCUGGGCAAGUACCUGGAGGCCGUGGCGCGCGGGCGCACCAGCGACGCCAUCGGCAAGCUGCUCAACCUCGCCCCCGCCACCGCCGUGCUGCUCUCCGUGGACACCAGCUCACAGGGGGGAGCGGAGCGCGCGGAGCAGGGGAGCGCCGCGGGAGGAGGCGAGGGGAAUGGGGAGGGGGAGGAAGAGCAGUUGAUUGGUGAGACGGGGGAGGGGAUGCGCGUGGUGGGGGAGCGGGAGAUAGAGGCGGCGCUGAUUCAGCGUGGGGACAUCAUCCGUGUGGCACCAGGAGGCAAGAUGCCGGUGGAUGGCGUGGUGGUGUGGGGACACACUUACGCCAACGAGAGCAUGGUCACGGGGGAGGCACGCCCCGUGCUCAAGGAGGUGGGCAGCGCUGUCAUCGGUGGCACGCUCAACCUGGGCGGCAGUGUGCACGUGCGUGCCACACGCGUCGGCGGCGAGACGGCGCUGGCGCAGAUCGUGAAGCUGGUGGAGGCGGCGCAGAUGGCCAAGGCGCCCAUCCAACGCGUGGCAGACCAGAUCUCAGCCGUCUUUGUGCCCACUGUCGUGCUGCUGGCACUGGUGGUCUUCCUAGCAUGGCUCAUCACGGGCUACCUCGGCACCUACCCCGCGUCCUGGCUACCAACGGGCAUGACGCCAUUCGAGCUGGCACUGCAGUUCGGCAUCGCAGUGCUGGUCAUCGCAUGCCCGUGCGCGCUGGGUCUUGCCACGCCCACAGCGGUCAUGGUGGCCACGGGGGUGGGCGCGCAGCAGGGCAUUCUGAUCAAGGGUGCGGAUGCACUGGAGAGGGCGCACAAGAUAGAGGCGGUGGUGUUUGACAAGACCGGCACGCUCACACAGGGCAAGCCCAGCGUCACCGCCACGGCUCUCUUCACCUCGCGCCUCGCCAUGCCCGACCUCCUCGCGCUGCUCGCUGCUGCUGAGGCGAACAGCGAGCACCCCUUGGCCAAGGCUAUCGCCGACUACUGCAUGCACUCGCCCCUCCUCCCCUCCUUGCUCCCAUCCCUCUCCCACAUCCCACUCCCGCCCCUCCCCCUCCCCCCUUCUGCCUCUGCCUCCUCCUCCACCUCCUCCUUUAGCAAAGCUCCACCCUCGCUUCCUCUUUCCCCACCUCCCUCGCCUCCCUCGUCCCCUCCUCCUCUCCUCCCUCUCUCUCAUCCUGGCACCGCAGUCGAGCUAUGCAGCUUCUCCUCUGGCCCUUCAACUGCUGCCCCUGCUCACAAUGUUACCAACGGCAGCAGCAGCAGCAACAGAGGAGGUCUUUCAUCUCUCCCUCCAGUCGACUCCUUCCACUCCAUCCCAGGCCAUGGAAUCAUCUGUCAAAUCAGCGGUCGCCACGUGGCAGUGGGCAAUUUGAAGCUGAUGCGAGGCCCACCCACCAUCGACCCCUCAUCCGAGCCUUCCCCCACUGCACUCCCCUGCACAACUCCACUGCCCGUGCCAGCACGAGCAGAGCAGUGGCUGGAGGAGGUGCAGGCAGACGCACAGACGGGCGUGCUAGUGGCACUGGACGGCGAGGUGGUAGCAGGCGUGGCAGUAUCAGACCCUGUGAAGCCCGAGGCAGCGCCCGUGGUGGCCUUGCUCAAGGCCAUGGGCAUGCACCCCGUGCUUGUCACUGGGGACAACUGGGGCGCCGCCAGGGCCGUGGCGCGCGCAGUGGGGAUAGCAGACAGCGACGUGGUGGCAGAGGCGGUGCCACAGCACAAGGCGGAGUAUGUGCGGCAGAGGCAGGCGGAGGGGCAGCAGGUGGCCAUGGUGGGCGAUGGGGUGAAUGACUCCCCGGCGCUGGUAGCGGCGGAUGUGGGCAUGGCCAUAGGUGCCGGCACGGAUAUUGCGAUAGAAGCAGCUGACGUGGUGCUCAUGCGGUCGUCGCUGGAGGAUGUGAUCACAGCCGUUCAUCUGGCACGCACUGCGCUAACUCGCAUCCGGCUGAAUUAUGUGUGGGCGUUGGGGUACAACGUGCUGGGCAUCCCCAUUGCUGCUGGGGUGCUCUUCCCCACGCCCCUGCACUUCCGCCUGCCUCCCUGGAUCGCCGGUGCUGCCAUGGCCCUGUCGUCUGUGAGCGUGGUGUGCUCGUCCCUGCUCUUGCGCCGCUACAAGCGCCCGGCUAAGCUCGAUCUCAUAGCACUGCAGGUGCAGGGAUGA
This is a messenger RNA of Closterium sp. NIES-65, 6672 nucleotides long. NCBI's taxonomy places the organism in Eukaryota, Viridiplantae, Streptophyta, Zygnematophyceae, Desmidiales, Closteriaceae. The record is from the annotation of a GenBank genome assembly.